Messenger RNA from Orcinus orca (killer whale), 1163 nucleotides. RefSeq names its product protein ARMCX6-like. The transcript is spliced from 2 exons. Bases 1 to 555 code for a protein of 184 amino acids. The record is from RefSeq and is a predicted model, not a curated record. Gene Ontology annotation, cellular component: mitochondrion. NCBI's taxonomy places the organism in Eukaryota, Metazoa, Chordata, Mammalia, Artiodactyla, Delphinidae.
AUGGAUAUUGAAAAUUUCAGUUGUGUUCUUGGCCUCUCCAAGUGCCCUUUCAUUCAGGGAAAAGUGUUGUUAGCUCAGCCCAGGGACACUGGUUUUUCAUUUAGCCACGAUAUCAAUAGUCAUUUGGCCAGCCUCUCCAUUGCUGGAAACACGAUCCCUAUUCCCGACCCUGCUGUUGAGGCUUUCUGUGCCCUGGAUAACUUGAAAGCCAGUGUUGAAAAUCAGGGCCAGAUUAAGAUGUACAUCAACGAAGUGUGUCGGGAGACUGUGUCACUUUGCUGCAACUCAUUUCUGCAGCAGGCCGGAUUAAAUUUGUUAAUAAUCAUGACAGUUAUUAAUAACAUGCUUGCCAAGUCCGUUUCAGACUUGAAGUUUCCUUUGAUACCAGAGGGAAGUGAAUGUGCUGAGGGGCACGUUGUGAAACCCUUGAUGGGUUUGUCUGAAAAGCCAGUCUUGGCGGAGGAGUUGCUGGGAGCCCAGAUGUUGCUCUCCUUCUUGUCCCUCUUUAUCAGGAACGCAAACAGACAGCUUCUCCCAGAAAUCCCGGCCUCUUAAAUGGCCCCCUCCAACAGGAUGGGACUGAUCCACCCCGAACCAAAACCCGAUCAGUGAACCACACACUUGUGUUCUCAAUCAAAGACUCUGCAGUGGGUGCUAUUGAAGAUCCAGCCUUAGCCAGUAGCCAUAUCUCUGGGUGAAAGUUACACUUGCUAAAUCCAGGACCACUCUCUUGUUGGCCAGGCAGGGGUUCCCACAGAGCUUUGAGUAACCUCUUGGUUUUGCAGUCUGCAGGCAGUGCGCAUUGUAAAUUGCUCCCUUGCGGCCUUCUUCCUGUGGUAAAGGGAUCAUUUCAGCUGUGUGGUGAAAGGACAACAUUUUCUAGCCUGACAAGGGAUGCCUUGCCUGUGGUGGUCUCCCUGUCUAAGCUGGACCGUCUUGUGGAGACCAGACCCAUAUGGGAGCUUGUGCCGAAAAUGCAUUGGUUGCUGCGUAGGUUGAAUUCUUUUUCAUUUACUCUCUUUUCUUCACGAGCCUAUGGAUGGUAAACCUGUUCAGCAAAAAAUGUACACUCCCCUUCUAUGAGUUGUACUGACUCAGCCUCGUCCACCAAGUCUGCAUUUUUAUGUAUCACCAAUAAAGCUGUGUGCUUUAGCUGGCAAAAA